Messenger RNA from Mercenaria mercenaria, 1133 nucleotides. RefSeq lists its product as uncharacterized. Lineage: Eukaryota; Metazoa; Mollusca; Bivalvia; Venerida; Veneridae. The transcript has 2 exons. The record is from RefSeq and is a predicted model, not a curated record. Bases 199 to 546 code for a protein of 115 amino acids.
GAAAAGUAAACUAAAAAUAAUAAUGGUAAUAAUAAAAAUAAAGUAAAUCUUUUCUAAUAACUUAUUCUACAGGUUCUGCACAGACUGAACGGCUUAGUUCAAAGGCCUAUUCAGAAUCUAAAACAACUCAUUGAUGAUUGCAAAACUGAUCCUCUUGAUCCUGAAGCAGAAAAAAAAUUAGAAAAGCAAAUCGAAAAGAUGCAAAAAGAAGAAGAAAAAUUAGAAUUUGAAAUGCAGAACAUAAAGAAAGGGAUUGCCGACGUAACAAAAGAAGUUACCGAAGUGGAAGGAAAUGUUCACACAGUAACGAAAGAUCUUCACAAAUUAAGAGAAGAUUUCAAAGCAACGGACAAAAGAGUUGAUAGGCUUGAAAAGCAAAGGAUAUUUGAAGGAACCCAAAAACGAGGGAAGAAACCAAGUGUACUUAAAAGAAUACUUGAAAAGUUACCUUUCAUGCGAGGACAAAAGAAAGGUAAUAUUGGUUACGGAACUUUAAGUAAUACCCGAACACACUUAUUGAUAUAUUUUACGUGUCAAGUCACGUAAAUGCAAGGCCAAAGUAACUACUUGAAUCAAAGGUUUAAAAAUGCAUUGUUUCACUUUUACUCCAUAGCUCUGGCCUCGCUUUCUUUAACAGUUUGAUGUUUCAACAUGUGUCAAAGGUAGAGAGCACGAAUUAUGACUUAAUCUUAUUCAGCCAUGUUGUCGCCUAUCCAAACUGGUAUUUGCUAUUUAAUUUAUAGGCACGAUUUUAUUUUAACAUGACUUCAAACUGCUAAUUGGUGGCGAUAGUUAUUCAUGAAUUUUAAUUUUUUAAGACAAAAACAAAAUAUGAGCAAGGUAAUUAUUUGGCUCAAAUUUCGUGGAUGGAUGAACCAAAUUACUCUACCGUGAAUAUCUAUAUUUCUCAUCAUAUAGUCCAGUAGGUACUGCUGACAGCAGUGUUUCUCUAUGAUUAUACUAAAUAAUAGCCUAAUAGUGGAAAAGAAUAUUAGCUGCAAUAAUCUAUUCACACAACGGUCUUAAUGGUUUCGACUGACAAAUUAAUAGUUUUAUUAUGAGACUUAUUCAAAUCAUCUUUGCCUCCAAACGAGCUGUUAUAAUAUUUAGUUCUUUGCCGUUAAGAAUUUUUU